Molecule: messenger RNA, 783 nt
Organism: Mesorhabditis belari
Lineage: Eukaryota; Metazoa; Nematoda; Chromadorea; Rhabditida; Rhabditidae
Source: the annotation of a GenBank genome assembly
AUGGUGGAUUUGUUUGCGCCAGCGAUAUUGGAGAGCGAUAACGAGGAUUGGCUCGAAGAAGAUGAAGAAAGCAGUGAAGAUGAGCAAAAGGCAUUGUCGGUACGACAAAAGAAAAAAAUAGCCGGAGCAGCUCCAGAAUUCGCUUCGUCUUUUCAUUUUGAUCCAUUCGAAGAUGCGAUGGACGUAGAUCGCGAGACUCAUGAUUUGAAGAAGUACCUGAAGAAGACCACAGUUUCAACUCUGGAAGAGAAGAUUGCUGCCGAGCGCUUACGAAAGAACACAUCGAAAGAGAUUGAUUUGGAAGCAAAGCCUGAAAAUGAUGACGCUGAAGUUGAACAAUUGGGAAAAGCAACUCGAGAUGCUCUGAAAGAAAAGGAACGAAAACUGAAGGGAAAGAAAAAAGUCGAUGAUUUUUUCGAGGAACACUUAAUGGAAAACGUUACCGAUGGAUUGACUUUUGUACAAAUGAAUCUCAGUCGGCCAAUACUCAAAGCCAUCGGAGCCGCUGGAUUUACUGACCCAACACCGAUUCAAGAGGCAUGCAUUCCUGUGGCGCUGGCUGGAAAGGAUAUUUGUGCUUGCGCAGCUACCGGUACCGGUAAGACGGCGGCGUUUGCACUGCCAAUCUUGGAAAGAUUGUUAUAUCGUCCUGGUCAACGAUCGAUUACACGCGUUCUUGUUUUGGUGCCGACUCGUGAGCUGGCGAUUCAAGUGUUUCAAGUUUUCCGGAAGUUAUCGGCGACUAUUCCCAAUGCUCCCGAUGUUUGCCUCUGUGCAGGUUUG